This is a messenger RNA of Pterocles gutturalis (yellow-throated sandgrouse), 639 nucleotides long. RefSeq names its product myeloid-associated differentiation marker-like protein 2. The transcript is spliced from 2 exons. The record is from RefSeq and is a predicted model, not a curated record. Lineage: Eukaryota; Metazoa; Chordata; Aves; Pterocliformes; Pteroclidae. The annotation marks the transcript as partial. Gene Ontology annotation, cellular component: membrane.
AUGGCGGUGGUGAACCUCCGCGCUGUUACCUCCUGGGUGGGCAUCGCCCGGAUCCUUGCUGUCGUGCUGGCCUGCCUUGCCUUCAGCUUGGUGGCCUCCACCAGGGCAUUUGGGGGCUCCUACGGGACGUGGUGCAUGUUCACCUGGUGCUUCUGCUUCGCCGUGACGCUGCUGGUGCUGCUGGUGGAGCUGCUGGAGCUGUACCCCAAGCUGCCGCUCUCCUGGGAUGACUUCACCUCGGCUUUCUCCAUGCUGGCGGCGUUGAUGGUCUUCACCAGCUCGGUGGUCUUCCCCUCCACCUUCAUCAAGAGUCCCUGCAGCGGUGACAAAUGUGCGCGGCAGGCUGUGGCCACCGCCGCCUCCUGCCUCUGCUUCCUCGCCUACGCCCUCGAGGUGGGGCUCACCCGCGCCAAGCCAUGCCUUGCCUACAUCCCCUGCCCGCUGGACAAGAUGCUGGUGGGCUACAACACCCUGGCCCUGCUCAUGUACAUCACGGCCACCAUCCUCUGGCCGCUCUACAGCUUCAGGGGGCAGAGCCGCCCGAACAACUGCGAUCAGAACUGCUGGUGGAACAAGCACCUGGGCAUCACCUUCCUCACCAUCUUCAACCUCAUCGCCUACCUGGUGGACCUGGUCUAC